This is a messenger RNA of Scaptodrosophila lebanonensis, 1568 nucleotides long. Its product is annotated as gamma-butyrobetaine dioxygenase. Lineage: Eukaryota; Metazoa; Arthropoda; Insecta; Diptera; Drosophilidae. The coding region runs from base 134 to 1462 and encodes 442 amino acids. The record is from RefSeq and is a predicted model, not a curated record. Gene Ontology annotation, molecular function: oxidoreductase activity. The transcript is spliced from 2 exons. Gene Ontology annotation, biological process: carnitine biosynthetic process. Gene Ontology annotation, cellular component: mitochondrion.
GGAGGCAUUGGCUCAAGUGAUAACAAUGAACGCUAGACAAGGGGUAGCUGCUCUGCACAGGGAUAGUUACAGUUGCGAUAAGCCAACAGCCGAUCAUUGACUUAUCGCCGAUUCGUAGUUGUAAAGCACACAAAUGGUCGCACUUGAACUUGAUAAGCGCCGCAGCCUCUCCCGCCCCCACCGCUGUCCGCACCACCGACACAAUGCGAAGGUGGCCUUUAACUCAGUUCCCACCGCCAUGCUGAGCUGUCGACAUCUGAUUGGACGGCUGCUGAGCGCACAAUGUCGUCAGGCAACCACCACCACCAGUGCCAAGCUGCUCGAUCAGCAGUUCGUAGAAAUCGAGCAGCCUGAUGGCCAGCGUCUGAAGUAUCCGAAUGUCUGGCUGCGCGAUAAUUGCCAAUGCGAAAAAUGCUUCCAUGCGCCGACACGGGCGCGCCAAUCCCAUUGGGAGCGUGGCCCGUUAAAUGUGCAGGCGAAGAGUGUCGCCUACGAGGAGCAGCAGCAACAGCUAGUCGUCCACUGGCAAGAUGCGCACAAGUCCAGCUACGACUUGCAAUGGUUGCGCGAGCGCGAUUUCGGAGCCGAAACGCGCUCGCGCUACCUCAAAGAGGUGUACAAGCCACCGGCCCAGUUAUGGGGCAAGCUACAGUUCGAGCAGGUCACGCGCGAGUUCCUCUACGAGGACGUGAUGGCCAACGAUGAGGUGCUGCUCGCCUGGCUGGAGGCGUUGGCUGUGCAGGGCUUUGCUCUGUUGCGCCAGGCGCCCGCUGAUGUGGAGGUGGUUCGACGGCUGGCCGAGCGCAUUGGCUACAUCAAGCGUACUACCUAUGGCGACGUCUUCGAGGUGAAGUCGAAACCCAAUGCCGGCAACUAUGCCUACCUGAUGACUCCGCUGCCCAUGCACACGGAUAUGCCGUAUUAUGAGUACAAGGCGGGAAUUAACAUUUUGCACACGCUCGUCCAGAGUUCGUCGCCCGGUGGUGCCAACACACUGACCGAUGGCUUCUAUAUAGCCGCGAAGUUGCGCGACCAGUAUCCGAAGUACUAUGAGCUGCUGAGCUCCGUACCCGUCAACUGGUAUGACAUUGGUCGCGACGGCGACAUGACGUUCCAUAGCCUAUGGCGAGCCCCAAUCAUCUGUCUGGACGUUGAUGGGCAGUUUGCGCGCAUCAAUCAAAACACCACGAAGCGCGACAGUCGCUUCACGGUGCCAUUGGAACAGGUCGUGCCCUGGUACGAGGCAUAUGACAAGUUUUUGCAGCUAAUUCAAGACGAAGCCGUCGAAUUCAAAACGCAGUCGGGCGACAUCUUUGUGUUCAACAAUCUGCGCAUGCUGCACGGUCGGACGGCCUAUGAGGACUCGCCACAGAACAAGCGCCACCUGGUGGGAGCCUACGUGGAUUGGGACAUUAUCUACUCAAAGCUGCGUACGCUGAAAUUUGGGCAAGUGAAAGGUUAGGCUGGCAUUAUUGGCUGUGAGAUGGAUUUGUAUGUUUAUUAUACAUAUGUACAUGUAGCUGCCGACACUGGUGUUCGCUUAUUAUAAUUGUAUUUUCAAUAAGUCA